AUGGAGCCAAGUACCUGUAAGACCAGCGAAUCAGAGGAAGACUAUGAUGAAGAAGAGGAAUCCGAGGAGGAGUGUGAUAAGGGGGAAGUUACCAUCCCUCCUAACCCUUCUCAGCAAUCACUCUCAAAGACCGACUGUAAGGCAAUUCAGAACGAAGUUGCCUUAUCCAUUGUAGCCACAAAAAUUCUGGAAAAAGUCACAACCCCAGCUGGCCUAGGUGAUUUAGGGGUUGGGAGAAGAAAGAGAAGGCAGAAAUGCAGAGCCCUGGCCAUCAACCUGACCAACUGCAGGUAUGAGAGUGUGCGUCGGGCAGCCCAGAUGUGCGGCCUGAAGGAGGUGGGGGAAGAUGAAGAGUGGACCGUGUACUGGACAGACUGCUCUGUCUCACUGGAACGAGUCAUGGACAUGAAGAGGUUUCAGAAAAUCAACCACUUCCCUGGCAUGACAGAAAUCUGCCGCAAAGACCUGCUGGCUCGGAACCUGAAGCGCAUGCAGAAGAUCUAUCCCCUAGAGUACAACAUCUUCCCGCGUACCUGGUGCCUCCCCGCAGACUACGGGGACUUCCAGGCCUCCGGUCGUCAGCGGAAGACCCGCACGUUUAUCUGCAAGCCAGACAGUGGCUGUCAGGGCCGCGGCAUCUUUAUCACCCGAAACCCCCGGGACAUCAAGCCAGGAGAGCACAUGAUCUGCCAGCAGUACAUCUCCAAGCCUUUCCUCAUUGAUGGCUUCAAGUUUGACAUGCGAAUCUAUGUCCUGCUUACGUCCUGUGACCCCCUUCGGAUCUUCAUGUAUGAGGAGGGCCUGGCCCGCUUUGCCACCAUGCCCUACGUGGAGCCCAAUCACAGCAACCUGGAGGAUGUCUGCAUGCACCUGACCAACUAUGCUAUCAACAAACACAACGAGAACUUUGUCCGGGAUGAUGCUGUGGGCAGUAAGAGGAAGCUGUCGACACUCAACGCCUGGCUGCGAGAACAUGGCUACAACCCCCGAGAGAUGUGGGGGAGCAUCGAGGACAUCAUCAUCAAAACUAUCAUCUCAGCCCAUUCUGUUCUUCGCCACAACUACCGAACCUGUUUUCCCCAAUAUCUGAGUGGAGGUACUUGUGCCUGUUUUGAGAUCCUUGGUUUUGACGUCUUGCUGGACCACAAGCUGAAGCCCUGGCUGCUGGAGGUGAACCACUCGCCAAGCUUCACCACUGACUCACGCCUGGAUCAGGAGGUGAAAGACGCGCUCCUCUAUGACGCCAUGGUCCUCCUCAACCUCCGGGGCUGUGACAAAAGGAAGGUGCAGGAGGAAGAGAAGCGGCGAGUCAAAGAGCGGCUUUUCCAGUGCCACCAAGAGCAGCGAGAAGCCAGGCGUGAACAAACUGAGUUGUCCCAGGCAGCACUGUUGGACCAGGAAUGCUAUGAGGACUCCCACCUUGGGGGCUACCGGAGGAUCUACCCUGGGCCUGACACAGAGAAGUAUGCACCCUUCUUCAAGCACAGUGGCUCCCUCUUCCAGGAGACAGCGGCCUCCAAGGCCAGAGAGGAGUGCGCCAGGCAGCAACUGGAAGAGAUCCGCCUCAAGCAGGAGCAGCAAGAGAACACAGACAUUAAGAGGACAAAGGAAAACAAGGAGCAGAACCAGGGGGAAUCAGCAGGGGAGAAGAGCCGCUGCAGGACCAGGCUCCGGGGCAUUCCCACCCACUUGGCUUACAGGAACCGGAACCGGAAGAAAGAGCUGCUACCAGUGUACCUGGACACCAUGCAGCCUCAAGAAAUUGUGGAAGAGGAGGAGCUGGAGCGGUUGAAGGCCCUGCUACGAAGGGAGAAUCUCAUCCGAAGCAUGGGUGUUGUAGAGCAGAUCACCAGCGUGGUGCACCCCAGCCACCAGGACCAGAAAAAGUUUCAUGAGUAUUGGCCCAGGAACUUCAACUGGAUAAGAGAUCCAGCCACCUUUCGCCCCUGUUCAUUGUCAGUGAAGAAAUCUGGAGGGCGCUGUUUUCCCAUUCCCAGAGUCAGGCCCAACAGCCAAGGCCAAGCCAGCAGGCGGCUAGAAGCCAUAAACAGAGCCAUGGCAGGAUCAGUGCCAUCCUCUUUAACCCCAAAGCAGGGCUUUUUCCUGCAACGGGAAAGAGUGGUAAGUAGCCCAUGGAGUGAAUGCACCUUGGCCUCCACGGUAAACUGUGAACACAAAGCAGCCAAGGCCCAGGACCUCCCCCUCUGCCCUGCCUCCGCACCCCUGAUGUAG
This is a messenger RNA of Pteronotus mesoamericanus, 2232 nucleotides long. It is a transcript of the gene TTLL13, whose product is annotated as tubulin tyrosine ligase like 13. Lineage: Eukaryota; Metazoa; Chordata; Mammalia; Chiroptera; Mormoopidae. Bases 1 to 2232 code for a protein of 743 amino acids. The record is from RefSeq and is a predicted model, not a curated record. The transcript is spliced from 14 exons. Gene Ontology annotation, biological process: protein polyglutamylation; microtubule cytoskeleton organization. Gene Ontology annotation, molecular function: tubulin-glutamic acid ligase activity; tubulin binding. Gene Ontology annotation, cellular component: cilium.